GGGCAGGUGCGCCUCUGCCGCGCAGCCCCAGCCGGACGGCCAUGCCAGCCUCGGGGGACGGCUUUGCCAUUCCUGCACAUCUGGAAGAGGGCAAAGGAGGCCGCCUGAUGCUUAGGCAAAGGUCUGGGGCAGCCCUGCCCUGCUGCCCACAGGCGUAGAUCCCUGCAAAGAGAAGAUGGCCCAGAGGAGCCCAAACUUCUCCACCCUUGGCCCAACCGAAAGGCGCAUCCGGAACUUCCCACUGCACAGCCAGGCCCUGACGGCGGUUCCCCUGGGCUCCGCCCGCCUGAUGGAUCAGCUGGAGGACCGAAUCCUCAGCCAUGAGAAGACCACGGCGGCCCUGGUGGAGCACGCCUUCCGCAUCAAGGAGGACAUUGUCUCCACGCUGCACAGGAUGCAGAACAAGGGCGGUGGGGACCGGCUGGCCAGGCAGCUGCUGGAGGAGCACAUCCGCAACAUUACCGCCAUCGUCCGGCAGCUGAACCGGGACAUCGAGGCUCUGCAGGAGCAAAUCCGGGUCAGGGAUAACCUGAGUUAUGGAACAAACUCCACCUUGAAGAGCCUGGAGAUGCGGCAGCUGUCGGGACUGGGGGACCUUCGUGGACGGGUUUCCAGGUGUGACGCAGGGCUGGCCAGAGUCUCCGCGGAGCAUAAAGUCACCUAUGAGAGACUUCAGAGCCUCAGUAAAGAGCAGCAAGCAACAAAAUUGAUCCUGGAGUCCAAAAUCAAAGAAACAGAAAUACAGAUUUCCCACCUUCUGAGCAGAAUCGAGCAAUCCGUGAUGCAACAAGAUGCAAAGCUCAAGAUGGCCUACAAAGAGAGCACCCAGCAGCUCCAUCUUCUGGAGGCCAAGCUGCAGGACGCCAUCGACCACCUCACCGGCCAGAUCUCCUCUGCCCGCAGCCAGAUGGAGCAGGAGCAGGAGCGCUUCGAGAAGAAGUUCCUGGAGAAGAUAGACCACCUUUUCCUUGGCAUCAAGGAGAAGAGUGAAUUGGACAGCAGGGCCCUGGAGAUGCAGCUAAGCGAGAUCCAUGGGAAGCUGCAGAAAAUGGAAGCCGGACAGAAAUGUUCAGCCCAGGAACAGGAAGCGAGCCAGGCUGAGGACAGGAUGAGCGUCCAGCUCAGCAAACUCCAGUCUGAUUUCACUGAGGACAUCAAGGAAGUCAAGGCAGAGGUUAGCGCUGGGCUGGAUUCUGCCGAGGCUCCUCUGGGAAAAGGGUGGCCCAGCUCUCCCCAUUCCUCCCCCACCAGGACUCAGCACCAUCUACGAGAGCAUCGGAUCCCUGCAGCAGGUCCUGGAAUCGAAAAUGAAACUGGACAAGGAGGAGCUGCAGAAGCAGAUCCAGCAGCUGAAGUGAGGGGCAGCUUGCAAGUCCUGGCCAGGGAGCAAACCCCCACCCCUUUGGUCCAGAGGGACGGACGCUUGCCAUCUGGGCCAAGUGGCUCGGGUCAUUUACUGUAAAUAAGAGACGCCAGGUGUGGCCAGACAAACCUGCCCUUCACAAGGGGAACCAGACAGGAUGAUGGCUGGGGGGCCCUUCUGGAUCUCAGCUGCCUCCCUGGACUUUGGAAUUGUGCUUCCUCCAAUCGAGGCGAUGCCUCCUACUGCCAUAAAUGUCGAUGUGCCAAAAGAUCCAGCCACCUGAGCCAAUGGAAGAGACUCCAGAAUUCAGCUUGCUUCCCUUGAGCAGGACUGAGGCAGUUUGCAAGUGGCAAGCGGGUGCCAGCCAGGCAGGGAUGUGCCACCCACUGCAGCCUCCUCUGGGCCAGAUAUUUGCUGUACAGCCAGCUGCUCUCUGCGCCAGACUCCUCCUUCAGCUUUCACCCCAACACCUGGCCUCAGGAGAAGGUCCAAGGAGGUCACCUUGGAGAGCCUGUGGCCAUCGCCUGCUUGCACUUCCACACAGCCUGUCAACUCCAUUCUUGCUCAGUGUUUUUCCCUGCCGCUUCUCCCCAAUUUCCCCACUUUUUGACGCUUCUUAAUACACCUGCGUGUCAGGAGGGUGGCUCCUUUUCCAGCCCAGCUGCCCUCUGAAGACCUCGUGCCUCUGGCUUCAGAGCUUCUGGCUUCCCUGCAGCUCUCUUGCCAGCCCGGCCAGCAUCACCCUCCUCCUAUGCCCAGCCAUCUCAGCUGACCACUGCCAACAUAUUCCCACUGCAGCCGGGGCCCAGCUCAGUGGCAGGAGGACACUGGUCACUUCCCAAGCAGGACCAGGGGCUGCAGGUGUGGCCAAGGCCUCCCUGCAUGCCCGGGGCCCCCAUUCCUUGCUGGUUGCAAGCCUGGCCCCACCGAAGGCAGCCUCCCCUGCCCCAGCCAGAGUGUGACCAUGCCCUCCGUGUCUCUGGGGCCGAGAGUCUCCUCCUCUACGCUGUCCCAGAGGGCCACCUGCCCUCUUCUUCAAGGAUCCUGCCAGCAACAGGUACUGGGAGCCCCUCCAGAGGCUAAAGCCUCUCCUGUGUUGAAUCCCCCAGGCUCUCGCCCAGCCCGCUUAGGCCCUUUGGACUCCCGCUGACUGGGACCCCGGAAGGGAAGGCAGAUGGAGAGUUUUUCCUUCCAAUGCCGUGAGGUGUGGAGCUCCCCCCGAGGAAGCUUGUCGGGAGGAGGGGGUGGAUGUUCUACAGGAACAUCUUUGUUCUGCCUUCACCUGCAGCUCAGGUGUUUUUUGUACAAAUCUUUAAGCAAAAUGGCAUUUUCACAAAAUCACACUCUUCUCUCCCUUACACCUCUUUCUCAGUUCAUGUUUUGUCAGAUAACAUUUUGGUUUUAUAACAUCUUACAGCGGAGAACCUUGCAAUGUUUUUCCUCAGAAUGUUAACCUCAUGCAGAAAUGAGAUAAGUUGGUAAAAUGUAGAAUAUUGUAAUGGAAAGUCGGCACCAAAACCAGAUCCAGUCAGUGACAUUUCAGCCCCUUCCCCAAACGUUUACCUGGGGUGGGGGCCUUGAAGAAAUGGAAGUUUAGCCCUUUGCCUAAAAGUGAAAUGCUUAGCUUGGAUUCCAUCUGUUUCCUGCAUUACAGGGGCCGCAGCGAGCCCUAAUCAGGGAGGCCCCUGGGGUUCUGGACAUCUUCUUACAUUCAAGCAUGCUAGUUGAAUUGAGUUUCGUCUAGGAGGCCCUGGCUCCGAUACAAUGGCUAUGAAUCUAUGCAAACGCUGUGGCUCACCUUUGGCAGCCCUGGCUGGCCCCCAAGAGCCCCUUCCUUAUGCACACUGCCCAUGGAGGAUGGCGACCAAAGAUGGACCAAGCAGAAUAUCCUCCUUACCCCCACUCGGCCAGCUGUCCUGGCAACCCUCCCUGCCCCACAUGUGGCACUGGGAGAGCCUGCGCCUGCCCCGUCCUGAAUCACCUGGCACUGACGGCCUGGGCAGCCCUCUGGCCAGCGAGUCUCCCUUUCUCUGGCAUUGCUUGGGGGGGGGGGAAAUGGUCAUCCAGGAAUGGAUGCAGGGAUGGGGAGGGAAAGCUGGGGUUCGGUCAGCCUUGGGGCAGCCUGCUGGGACUUCCCAGAUCCCCCAAUUCCCAGCCAGCAUACAGGAGGGCACCACUCUUGAGGGGGUGGGAGGAAUAGCGUUGCAUUCUGGCCUUUCCAGGGCAUGCCAAGCUCCAGGAGGGUCUCAUCUAUGAUGAGAAGGUGGGCACCCCUGCCUUCCUUCUGCUGCCAGUCUGGGAAGCAGAUGGUGUGGCUGGGCUCAGCCCUAGCCCAGGCUGGGAACUUUGCAGGAAUCCCUGGGUAGCCCAGGGAGGUUCCUGGGCAGCUUCUGUUCUGCCUUGCUCAAGGGACUGUCCGGCUGAGGCGGCGGCUGGCAGGCUAAGCUGGGCAUCGUGCCCAAUCAUUCUUAGUCUCACCUGGAAAGGCAAUUUUUUUAAAAAAAUCUGAAUUCAUCCACAAUAAUCACGAUGGGUAAAUUUCUCUAGGUAUUUCUUAAAUGUCUUUUUGAGAGCAAAAUAUAUGUCUAUAUUUCUGCAAUUUUUGGCUACUUAGCGGAUACACAAGAUUGGCAAGAAGCCCGCCAGCCUUUUAUAUACAAGGGCUCAGCAAUUGCUUGAUGGUGUAAUUUUUUUAAUAGUGAAAAGGAAAUAUUGGGGAGGGGGGCAUAGAUAGCGACCUUUAUAGUUUUGGAGGGAGUUUCCUGUAAACCUUCGUGCUGCCCGCGGAUUUCCGGCCGUGGCGUUUGCUUUGCGCUCUUUGUCUGAAGAAUUUUUUCAACUCUGAAUAAAAGUGAACGUUUCACGGC
Pantherophis guttatus is the source of this 4230-nucleotide messenger RNA. RefSeq names its product family with sequence similarity 81 member A (gene FAM81A). The record is from RefSeq and is a predicted model, not a curated record. Lineage: Eukaryota; Metazoa; Chordata; Lepidosauria; Squamata; Colubridae.